Cucurbitaria berberidis CBS 394.84 is the source of this 6126-nucleotide messenger RNA. RefSeq names its product negative regulator of mitosis. Gene Ontology annotation, molecular function: molecular adaptor activity. Gene Ontology annotation, biological process: protein K11-linked ubiquitination; metaphase/anaphase transition of mitotic cell cycle; anaphase-promoting complex-dependent catabolic process. Lineage: Eukaryota; Fungi; Ascomycota; Dothideomycetes; Pleosporales; Cucurbitariaceae. Bases 1 to 6126 code for a protein of 2041 amino acids. The transcript has a single exon. The record is from RefSeq and is a predicted model, not a curated record. Gene Ontology annotation, cellular component: anaphase-promoting complex.
AUGGCCUCUCUACGCUCGAUCGGGGUCCACAAGCCCGCCGCUCUGCAGUACCUGGUUCAAGAAUCCAUCCUGAACGACUAUAGCACCGAGCGCGACUAUGUCUGGAACACAUACACCGACGAGAGCCCCGAUGGCGCUACCGACGAGCUCGUCACCACCGAAUAUCAUGUUGUCUGGUCGCGAGGAGGUGUCAUACGGAAGGUCUUCAAUUUCGAGGUGGAAAAAGAGAGCGUCGUACAGGCACUCUUGACAUGGUUUGUCGUUGAAGAGCCCUCGCAUGGUACUUUUGAAGCUCUAGGAGGCGCCGCAGAAUACAGUGGGAACGAUCAGUCCAAGAGCUUUCUUACCCAGGGCACACAACCUGCCACGGAUCCAAAUGCUCCUGUCGACACUACCCCUCCAACCGUUGAGGUUCGCUCCCGCGCUUUGGUCGUCUUCCUCAAGUCGCAAGCGCACGUCUUCUUUCUCUCGGGCACCACCCACAUCGUCAACCUCCCUUUCGAGGUCGAUAAAGCCUUUCCUGCAGCACGAGGCGUUGUGGUGCAAAGAAAGAUAGCCCUUCUGCGCCCUGUUCCCCCCAGCCCACAGAUGCCUUCAGUCCCCCCAAACUCUUUCCUUACUAACAACCAAUCCUUCAUUUCCCAGACGUUCUCUCAGAGCUUCUCCCAGCCUUCUGUUCGCAAACGGUCCUCACUUGGUCCAUCGCGACAUAGCAAACCCCGCCAUUCUGGUUCAGCCAUGUUCCUAGACGACCUGAUCAGUCCUUCUGCGGCAUCAAAUCCGGAAGCAAUCCCCAGACUCUACUCAUUCACAGAUCCGCUAUCCGAGCUCGGACUUGUGGUUAACGUAAUCGUGGGUGGCGAGCGAGGCAGCUUCCUGACAACGCACGGUUCCGGUCAUCGAAGAUUAGAAGCCAUUGACAAGGCUGAAGAGAUCUUAUACGUCUCGCCGCAAAAUGAGAUCCAUUUUGAUCGCAGUGGAAAUGACAAACCUCUUUUACUAGUCGUCACUGCUAAUCAUGAGACGAAUGUAUUUACCAUCUGGUCUGCUGCGUACCUCGAGCCAAAAUCGAUAUCAGCUUCUCGAAAACACCACGUCCCCCUGCCAAUCAGCAAGCCGCGGCGGCGCAGCUCAUAUGGUGCAACUGCCCCAGGGACGGGAGCAACAACACCUGCCAUACGUGGGAGUGACAGAAUGCGAGAAAGCUUCGGCGGGGCUGCACGCAGCAAGACCCAACCUCCAUCAUUCAAAGGAACCUCACAGACCAAAGAACGUCUUUCAGAUCAAGCGGUAGAGGAUGCGCUUGCCUCCCAACUCAACCCCGACUCUGACAUAGUACGGCAGCCGAAGGAGUCGAGACGCGUGAGCUCACUACUCUCACGCGCCGAGCUCACAACGAGCUUCGACAAAUCUGCGUUCCAGGAUCUGGCAACAAACCGCACUAGUCUCGGGGGUAGCUUCUCAGCAAGCUUCGGUGCCAGUCAACGCAGUCGACACUCGUUGGGCCAAGAUCGAACUAGCUUUGGUGGAUUUUCACAAUCGCGCCACCGAGCGUCCACACCCGGUAGCGUUACAUCUCGAAUGAGUUUGGGAGGGGCAUCAAUAGAUGACACCUUAGAAGACGUUAUGGAUGAUGAUACGUUUGACACGAUAGAAGAUUACGAUGAACUUGACGAUCUUUUCGCGCCACUUGACACUAAAGCCGAGUCGCAGCCCGGUGAUGGGCUUCAUAAGGAACUGGUCAUGAGUGUGAUCGCCGAGAUACCAGUCACUCAAUACUUGAAAAGCGGACUUUUCGCUUUGACUAAUCCCUCAGACCCCCAGAACGAGAAUCAACCCAGAGUAUUUACGCUCAAUGCGCCCUUCAAUUCGGCUACGCUCCACGAGCGGAAACUCUACAUGUAUAUCUCACACCCGGCCCUACAGAAUCCCCUCGAGUGCGAUUUGGCCAUCACACGGAAACGGCUAUCACCAUCAGCAUCCGCGACUCGAUCUAGGUCAAGCAGCGCCGCCCCUCGCUAUGCGUGUGUGCCUAAAUUUGUAGGCACUCGGCAGCUCGAGGACACGUUAGACUUGAUCAAGCUUCGUGACGGGCAUGUCGAGCGUGUAGCUCUUCUCACCUCGACGAACCCUCGCGAGCCCUGCUUGUCAUUGACUGCAGGUUGGGGUAGUCACCUACCAACAAAGUUCAGCUUGGGUCCAAUGAAGCUAUUCAACCCAUAUGCCAUCCUUCAACUCGACCAGGUCAGGGUUACUGCCGGAUCCAAACGAACAAUUAUUGCAAGUCGGCCGCUGCGGCGAAUAUUGUCGCUUGGAACAAGUGGGAGACUUGAAUUGAUCGAUGGCGAAUUUCGUAGACAUCGUAUGGAACUCCGCUUAUCGCCGCCCGAUACAUAUGUGGCCGAGCUUUUCCGAGUGCUGUCUACGGUUCUACCGAAUUACGCAGGGGACUUUCUCCUGGAGAUUUGGUGGAAUAUUCGCAAAUCACUGUCAGCCGAGAGAAUCGAACAAACAAAUCCGGAUUGGACCGCCUUUGUAGCAACUUUGUUCACACUUGCAGUGCCUUUCGUAGAUGAAAAGACACGGAAAGCGACCAACCGCGUGAAGUCUAGCCAGCGACGAAGCUCGGGGCGUCCCUCAAGUCAAGCAAAGCCUGACGAGAUUAUUGAUGAUGAAGACUCGGCGUGGCGUUUGAUGUGUAGCCGCCAGACCUCAAGAACGCAUGCAAAAAGUUGGGAGUCGAUACCCUGGGCUUGGACCUUGCAUUCGAGUCCAACAUCUUCUACAUUGAGCCCCUCUGCGAAACGCUCGUCAACAAAGCAGCAAUGGCCAACCAUAGCGCAGCAGGUCAAGGUCAAGGAGGAUAGAAUCCUCGAUUGUAUUGAGAUUGCUCGGCAGUAUGCUCAGUCGCCUAUCGGCAAGGCGACGAACGAUCACUGGCGGCGGUUAUCCCCCUCCGAAAAGCAAGACCUGCGAAUCUCGUCACUUUCCGAAAUUGUCGUCUCUCUCCAUCUAUUCCGCGAAGAACGUAAGCUAGACACUCUGUGCCAAAGCUUCACGAGCUCUCAGGCCGAAAACCUGGCUCCCGUGCUAGCGCAGCUAGGCCAUUGGCUCCGCUGGGACGCGUGGGAUUGGAGGCUGGGUGGCUUUUUCGACCUCGAUGGAGGAUCUAGUAACAACUGGGCCUAUGAAGCAUCAUCACUCAGUUCGAAGCUGCGGCUGCACUCUCAGCCAUGGGACUCACCUCCUUCCGCCCUGGAGUGGCUUGGGACUGUUGUAGGUUCUCGGCAGUAUGCUCCAUUCCCGACGCUCGCAAUGUUGAUUCGAAAGUCGAAGGCAUCUCCGCAUUCUUCCAUCAACAUAGAUGAGAUUAUAGCGGGCGUUACCCCUCGAACCGUGGCAUUACACAAGUUCUUCCGUGACAUUGAUCCCGCGUCAAGCCCUCGGAGGGUGGUUGAGCUAAUCAAGAACUGCGACAUCAGCACAGAGAUGUUGGCCACCUUACCAGAAGCAGCGAGAGCGCCACUCAUGGAAGCUAUAACACGAUGCCAGGCAAACCCACCCACAACCUGGUCAAGCUCUUUGUUGAAACUUGUUCAACGAGAAGACCUGGACUUGAGUUUGACCCCAAGCGGUGAUUUCGUACACGAUAGCCAUCUAAAUCCGAGUAGCAUAUUACAUUCGACCGGGGCAACACGCGAUGUCCACACCAUAUGCCAGGGUGCAGAUCGUGCAGAGCCUAUCCAGUCAACAGCCGAGGUCGAUCGCCACUAUAUCACAAGACUCGUAUUUCGUGAGGAUAGGCGCUUCAUGGAGGCUUACACGCUUCUGGAGCCUUUGCGGCAGACGGUUGCCGAGUAUAGGGCUGAUAGUAGGGCAGAUGAAGCAGCCAUCCUAGAAGGGCAGAAAAUCCUUAUGCAAUGGGUCAUGGUCCGCACGUUUUCACUCCCAGUCGGCAGUUCUAUGAUCAAGUUUAGCAGCAAGAAACCUCUCCUGACCGAGAAGUAUCCUCUGUAUGGCUUCUCGACAUCGUGUUUAAUGAAGCCGAUGGGCAAUGUUGUCACCGCCGAGCGCCAGAAUUACUCGGAAGAGAAGUACUUCUGGGCAUUUUUCAAUGCAGGUGUCGCUGCCGGUCUGAGUGUCUCGCGGGAUGCUCAGGGCAUUGAUACGUCCUGGAUCAUGUACAACAAGCCUUCGGAACUGACCAACAAACACGCUGGUCUUCUGCUAGGCCUUGGCUUGAAUGGGCAUCUGAGAACAAUUGCCAAGUGGCUGUCCUUCAAGUACCUUACGCCAAAGCAUACGAUGACCUCUGUGGGACUGCUCCUGGGACUUUCAGCUUCCUUUAUGGGGACUAUGGACACGCUGGUAACGCGGUUAUUAUCAGUGCAUGUCACUCGGAUGCUGCCGCCUGGGGCAGCUGAGCUCAAUCUCUCACCCUAUACACAGACUACAGGUUUGAUGGGUAUCGGUUUGCUGUAUUACAAUACUCAGCAUCGCCGGAUGAGCGAGGUGAUGCUCUCUGAGAUAGAGUAUGUCGAUGUACCAGAUCCCUCCGAGCCGCCAGACACCCUCCGCGACGAAGCUUACAGACUAGCUGCGGGCUUCGCCUUGGGCUUCAUCAACCUCGGAAAAGGCAAAGAUCUUCGAGGUCUGCACGACAUGCGAAUCGUCGAGCGCCUCAUGACAGUUGCAGUAUCCCCUAAACCAGUGGACGUGAUUCAUAUCCUCGACCAAGCCACCGCUGGAGCUGUUAUUGCCAUAACUCUCAUCUUUAUGAAAACACACGACCGAACCGUCGCCCGCAAGGUCGACAUCCCCGACACCCUUCCACAGUUCGAUUACGUGCGUCCCGACAUCUUCCUGCUCCGCACCCUCGCAAAGCACAUCAUCAUGUGGGAUGACAUUGAAGCAAAUGACGCGUGGAUCAUCGCUAACUUGCCUCGCGAAUACCGGAGCUCGUAUGAUCUCAAGCAUAUAACGAAGUUGCGCAGCGAGCAGAUGCCGUUUUUCAAUAUCCUCGCUGGCUUACUAUGGAGUGUUUCGCUGAAGCAUGCGGGGACGGGGGAUACGCAGGUCCGCGACUUCUUGAUCAAGUAUCUGGAUCAGUUGAUUCGCAUCAAUAAGCUUCCUGCUAUCCGCUACGAUUCCCGACUAUCUCGAAACACUGUGAGAAAUUGCCAGGAUCUCAUCGCUCUCGCCGCGGCAACGGUCAUGGCAGGCACAGGAGACCUCGAUGUUUUCCGGCGAUUGCGCGGUCUGCAUGGAAGGAUUGGGCCCGAUAUACCAUAUGGCUCCCAUCUCGCGGCGCACAUGGCAUUUGGGACCUUGUUCAUCGCAGGCGGAACACAAACGUUUAGUCGCUCCAACAAAGCCAUUGCGAGCUUGAUUUGCGCCUUCUACCCGCUCUUCCCGUCGGAUGUGCAAGAUUCGAGGGCGCAUCUUCAAGCAUUCCGACACUUCUGGGUCCUGGCAGCAGAGCCACGCUGUCUUGUGGUGCGUGAUGUUGACACAGGCCGUGCAAUCUCAAUGCCCGUCACGGUUCACCUCAAAGACACAGACGAAAAAAAGAAACUCGUAGCACCCUGCCUACUUCCCGAAGUCGGACUUAUAACCAGGAUCGAGACGACGGAUCAAACGUACUGGCCCACAACCCUCGACUUUGUCAACAACGCCCUCCACUUGAAGUCCUUUGACAAAAACCAAACCAUGCACGUAAGACGGAGAUCAGCCCACGAUACAUAUGCAACAGCGUUCAGCGCUACACUGGUGGCGCUCAAUGAUGCGCAGGCGUCUCGCACGUCGCAACUUUUAUUUCACUGGGUUUUUACGCUACCCUCACUCACCGAGUUCAUUUCCACGUCGGACGCUGGGCUCAUCUUACCACUGGAUCACCAUAGUAAGAGCUGGCUGGAUCCCGGCGCGACUGUGGUUGAAAGCAGACUUGUGCUGGGAAAACUAGCGAAGAGCUGGAAAGUGGAAGAGCUGCGAGAGUUGAAGGGCGUGUUUGAGUGGGCUGAGGGAGCGAGCAGGGGGGAUGGGCGACUGAGAUGGCUUGGGCGGGAGGUUGUAGAGAGGUUGAAGGCGGGGGUUUUGGAGAGGGGGCGGAUGAUAGGGGCUCGCUGA